UCAGCAGCAAGGGAUACCUUAUCAGCAGGCCCCGACCAGUCUAUGCUGUUGAGAUCUCAAACAACAGUCAUGGACCAGAGGCCCGGAGAAGCGGACGAGGCCUAUCAGGCCCGCAUGCUGGCCUGGAGUGCGGAGACUAAGAAACGGGCAGAUAACGCUGCAGCAGCAGCGAAGAAGAAGGCGGAAGAUGCAGAGCAGGCACGUCUGCUGGCACUUGAACAACAACACCAGCAUGACGAGGCAGCAGCAAGGGCUGCCGAUGAAGAAAGAAUACAGCGUCGUGAGAAGAUAUUCACUGGAGAGGGGGCGUUACUUACCAUGGCAGCGGCAUGGCGGACCGAGGCCGAGGAUGGCAAGUUGGAGGACAGCGCCAACAAGAUAGCACUCCUCCUCUCGCAUCUCACGGAUCUCCUAGCCACCUGCAUUACACAGCAGGCGGAGAUCCUUGGCCUCGACCCCUCGCUAGCUCAUCUCCAAGACCGCUUUCAGCGGUUGGAGCAGCGACCAGUCGCCGCCGCAGACGCAGGCUCUUCCAACACUACCGACCGCCUCAAUGCAUUGGAGAUGGACGUCGGCGCACUGAAGGAUGACAUACAAUCGCAGCAGACCGCGACACAGCAAUUGCAACAGCGGAUCUGCACUACCGCCACCACUUCGAGUACAGAACCGCGCGUGACCACUCCAAAGUUCGACGGGCAGGAGAUCUUCUGCGACUCAACGAAGACAGAUCCUAUUCCAUGGUUUCGCAAGUUCGAGCUCACGCUGCAGUUGUCCAACGUCAAGGAACACAAGCACCACGCCUACUUGUACUCUCGCUCAGGGGGCGCGUGCCAGGCCUGGUUGGACAACCUCCUGUCCAAGUACGGAGUGGUAGCUGCGGACUUGCACACCGUGAUCAGUUGGGAUGAUCUGAAGGCGGCGUGCCACAAGCGGUUCCAGGUGGAGCCGCCAGAGAUCAAAGCCAUGGACAAGCUCAUGGUCUUUGAGCAAGGCACGCUGCCGAGCUUGCCCAUUGAAAGGCAAGGGCAGACAGGGAAACUGAGCACCGCCGAGAGUGACUCGACGACACUCUCAACGCCUUUGGAACCGGUUUCUUCGCGAGUAGCCGACCUUCAUUCCGAGGCGCAUGUGGAAGUCGAUAGUCCUCCUCUUCUACUUUCUUUUGAGGACUAUGUUGCCCGGCUCGUUCCAACGUUGGGUACUCAAGCUCAAGGACAAGGAGUGUGUGCGGUUUCUUCUCCGUCUGACAACGGCGACAAUUCGUCUUCAAGUAGUUCUUCACGGGAUUCGGCGCGCGAGUUCAACAUAGAGGCAUUGGACCCGCUCACGUCUGAGGACUUUGCAUGGCUUCCUCUCCCGACCACCGGCCGAUUGUCGGGACCGCAAUGCGCAGCACUUAGCGCUAAUCUUCACACUUACCUAUCCUUCUAUGCACCACCAACUUCGCCGACGGAUGACGAAGUCGCGGUGGGGGACAUCUUGGCGUAUACUACCAAGGUGGCCCGUGAGUUUCGCACGCAGCGGUACGAUGACAACAACGCACCGCUGAUGUAUGUUCGCAUUCAGGUUGGGCAAGCGUCCUGCAGCGCUUUGCUGGAUAGCGGCGCGACUCGCAACUUCAUGAGCCAAUCCUUUAUGCAAAGGGCUGGCCUUGGCGCACAGGUUCGGAGGAAGGCAAACCCGACGGCGAUCAAGUUGACGGACGGUAAGACGCAGCAACUUCUCGACCGUUACAUCGAGGCCGUAUCGGUCUACUUCGCACCUCAUGCAUGCGAACCGGUCACGUUCGAUAUUCUCGACACGGACUUCGAUAUCAUUCUGGGAAUGCCUUGGCUUCCAAGUGCGGAUCACACGGUCAACUUCCAUCGGCGGACUCUUAGCGUUCGCGACGCCUUCGGCGCGGAAGUGACGUGCACUGUUCCUCUACCGCACUCUUCGAUCCGGUGCCAAGUGAUUGACGACGACCUGCGGAACAGCUUCAUCCGCGGCUACCAAGCCGACCCCGAGUUUCGCGACAAGUACGCGAAUUGUUCCUCGCCUAAUCCGUCUCCUUCUCACUACCGGAUCCAGGAGGGAUACUUGCUUGUCCACACGCGGGGGAAGGACCUUCUUUGCGUACCAAGUGAUCCUCACUUGCGUACACAACUUCUUGGCGAGUUCCACGAUGCUCCCGCCACUGGACACUUCGGGGUCAAUCGCACGAUUGGCCGACUUCGCCAGCGAUUUUGGUGGCCUGGCCUUCUCAGCGACGUCACGCACUAUUGCGAGUCUUGCGAGGUUUGCCGACGCUGCAAAUCCCGCAACCAUCGUCCGUACGGCGAGCUACGACCAUUGCCGGUCCCGUUGAGGCGAAGGGAAGCGAUUGCCAUGGACAUUACCGGCCCGUUCCCCAAGCACAAGACCGGAGUGGAUGGGAUUCUCACGGUGGUCGACCGACUCACCAAGUUCGCCAUGUUUUUGCCUUGUAGCUAUCAUGCCAAGGCACUGGAGUUGGCCGAGGUUCUGUACGCCGGUUGGAUUCGCACCAAGGGUUACCCUAAGGAGAUCGUCUGUGACCGCGACACUCGGUUCAUGUCCGAUUUUUGGUUGGCACUCAUCAAACGAUGGGGCUUAUCUCUCAAGCCCAGUUCAGCUCGCCACCCUCAGCCCCGACCAGAAAGACUGGGUUAAGCGACUGCCGGAUGUCGAGUUGGCCUACAACUCUUCCAUCCACCCGGCUAUUGGGAUAUCGCCCUUCGAGUUCAAGCACGGCUCGC
Molecule: messenger RNA, 2756 nt
Organism: Chara braunii
Lineage: Eukaryota; Viridiplantae; Streptophyta; Charophyceae; Charales; Characeae
Source: the annotation of a GenBank genome assembly